Molecule: messenger RNA, 1161 nt
Organism: Coprinopsis cinerea okayama7#130
Lineage: Eukaryota; Fungi; Basidiomycota; Agaricomycetes; Agaricales; Psathyrellaceae
Product: serine protease
Exons: 13
Coding region: 1-1161 (386 amino acids)
Biological process (GO): proteolysis
Molecular function (GO): serine-type endopeptidase activity
Source: RefSeq, a predicted model, not a curated record
AUGCGAUUCUUCUCCGUCAUCGCUGCCGGCUUGGCUCUCUUUGCGGCUACCCCAGCCCUUGCCGGACCCACGACCCUGAAGUCUGUUGAGCGUUACCAGGGCGAGACCAGCGGCAGGUACAUCGUCAAGUUCAAGCCCGGUGUAUCUCGCAGGAACUACAUCAACCGCCUCAAGAUCAAGGCCGCUGCCGACUGGGACAUCCUCAACGGUGUCGCAGCCAGCCUUGACGAGGACACCCUCAACACCCUCCGCGCCUCUGAUGACGUUGAAUACAUUACUGAGGAUGGUAUCAUGACCAUCCAGGCCACUCAAUCCAACGCCCCUUGGGGUUUGGGCCGUCUCAACCAAGCUGGCCGCUUGGCUAACCAGGCCACUGGCUCCUUGGCCUUCAACUUCACCUACGACGACUCUGCCGGCGCUGGGGUCGAUAUCUAUGUUCUUGACACUGGUGUUCGCGUGACCCACAGCCAAUUUGGUGGUCGUGCUCGCUGGGGCACCUCCUUCGUCGGCGCAUCCACCGAUGGACAUGGCCACGGCACCCACUGCGCGGGCACUGCUGCUGGCUCCCAAUUCGGUGUUGCCAAGCGGGCCAACAUCAUUGCCGUCCAGGUUCUCAACUCCAGCGGCUCUGGCGCGACCUCCGGAAUUGUCUCCGGUCUCAACUGGGUGUUGACCCAGGCCCGCAACUCUGGCCGUCCCUCCGUCGUCUCCAUGUCGCUCGGCGGUAGUGCUUCGACCGCCCUCGACAACGCUGUUGCCCAGCUCACCUCUGCCGGUGUCCACGUCGUCGUUGCUGCCGGAAACUCCAACACCAACGCUGCCAACACCUCGCCCGCCCGUGCACCCUCUGCUAUCACCGUCGCCGCCUCCACCAUCGCUGACGCCAAGGCCUCGUACUCUAACUACGGCGCCAUCGUCGACGUCUGGGCUCCUGGUUCCAACGUCAUCUCUGCCUGGAUUGGUUCUGACUCUGCUACUAACAGCAUCUCUGGUACUUCCAUGGCCACUCCCCACGUCGCUGGCUUGGUUGCCUACCUCAUUGGUCGUGACGGAAACGUCAGCCCUGCCGCCAUGGCCACCAAGAUCAUCAACUCUUCCGUCAACGGUGCCCUCUCUGGUGUCCCCUCGGGCACUGUCAACCGACUCGUCCAAAUCCGAUGA